This is a messenger RNA of Bursaphelenchus xylophilus (pine wood nematode), 2128 nucleotides long. The record is from the annotation of a GenBank genome assembly. Lineage: Eukaryota; Metazoa; Nematoda; Chromadorea; Rhabditida; Aphelenchoididae.
AUGGAGGUUGAUGAAAGUACAGUGUCAAUUUCAACAAAGGUUAAACAAGUAAGUUCUUCGCGUAAAAUCUUUUAUUUUUUAGGAGGAAAACGCCGCAAUCAGGAGUAGAGUCGCAGCCCACAGUCAUGUAAAGGGUCUAGGUCUUGAUUCCUCGACUGGAGAUGCUAUUGAUCAGGCUUUUGGUUUCAUUGGUCAAAAACAAGCUCGUGAGGCUGCUGGAAUUAUUGUGGAAUUGGUGAAACAAAAAAAGAUGGCAGGAAGAGGAGUGCUAUUCUCUGGAAAACCUGGUACUGGAAAGACGGCUAUUGCUCUGGCUAUUGCUCAGGAAUUGGGUGAUAAGAUCCCUUUUAUACCGAUGGUUGCUUCAGAAGUCUAUUCGUCUGAGGUUAAAAAAACAGAGGUCUUAAUGGAAAACUUCCGAAGAGCUAUUAGUAAGUUGAUCUUAGUUAUUGUUAUUUGUUCAUACGGGGGAAGGCUUCCAAGUGCGACGCUCACGUUUUCUUUAAACAUUGCACACACGUCAGGCAUAGGUUGGGACACAUAUUAAUUCCUGUAAGUUUUGCGUUUUUCAGGUAUAACGUAUUUGCGAACAAAGGGGCGGUUCUGGCGAUUAAGGGGACGAAAGAAUGUUAACUUUUGGCCAAGAAAAUAAGGAAAUAUUGUUAUAUUACGAUUUUUCAAACGUGCGUAGACUUUUUGUCGCAAAGCUUUCCACACUGUGCGUUUCACUUUGUACUGUGGAAUUUGAAAAUCGCGGCGACGUAAGCUUUUUUCAACUGCGUCGCUGCGCAUUUUGCGCGCGAUGCCACAGUGAAAAGGGGCCUUCAGCUGCUGAUCUCUGUAACCUGUUGGCAAUUUUUUAAACCCAUUCCUUGAACUACUUUUCAAAAGCUGUCGAAGGGUAUAGCAAACGAGUAAACUUUUUGUUUCGCACUGAAAAAAGGCACUUUCUGGAAACGUACUACAUCUUUGCUUGUUAAAAAAGUCAUCUAAAUUUGUGCCAAGUGUCAUUAAAAUCUGAGCAUCGCACUUGGAGUACUUAUCCUAUUAGAUGUACGAAUGAUGGAGAAGAAAGAGGUCUACGAAGGUGAAGUUGUCCAAGUUACUCCAUUUGAACAAGAAGGCGUUAAUUUUGGAUAUGGAAAGACCAUCAGUCAUGUUGAACUUGUUUUGAAGACCUCGAAAGGAUCGAAGAAAUUGAAGUUGGAUCCUAGUAUAUACGAUGACCUUCUCAAACAGAAAGUCGAAGUUGGGGAUGUGAUUUAUAUUGAUGUAAAAGCAGCUUCGGUAAAAAGGGUCGGCCGAUCUGAUGUUUUUGCGACUGAAUUUGAUGUGGAUGCAGAUGUUUAUGUGCCAAUGCCAAAGGGAGAUGUGUAUAAAGUUAAGGACGUCGUUCAGUUUUGUUCUCUACAUGACUUUGAUGUUGCUAAUAUCAAUCCGAAUGGAGGGCAAAGCGAUGCUUUAUCCUUUUUUAAUCAGUUAAUGAAACCAAAAAAGACAGAGAUUACAGGUAAUUAAGGAGAUUUUACUUAAUUAAAUUUAGAAAUGCUGCGAGAUCAAGUCAACAAAGUUGUAAACAAUUUCAUCGAAGAGGGAACGGCUGAACUCUUACCGGGUGUUUUGUUUAUCGAUGAAGUCCACAUGCUUGAUCUGGAAUGUUUUACUUUCCUCCAUCGGGCUCUCGAAUCUCCCAUCAGUCCAAUUGUUGUUUUCGCCACUAAUAGAAAUCUGCAUUCCACCGAUGAUAAUGCGCCUUGUAUUCCGUUGGAUUUGCUGGACAGACUUUUAAUUGUUCAUACCAAGCCUUAUGAUAGGAAUGAAAUUGCUUCGGUGAGUUUAAUUAUACGAAAGUUGUGAAUGUUUAGAUCGUAAAAGUCAGAGCUGAUGCAGAGGGAGUCAAGUUGGAUCAAAAAUCAAUUGAAAAGUUAAGUAAUGUUGGAAGAGAGGCAUCUCUUCGGUAUGUUAUGCAAUUACUGACGCCAGCCAAGGUUCUGGCUCAGUUGAAUGGAAGAGAUACCAUUGAAGUAUGUUCUCUUUGUUUUAUAAAAUCGUAUUAUUUUAGCCUCAAGACGUGGAAGACUGUGAGAAAUUGUUCUUGGACGGAAAAAGAUCGGCGAGAAUUGCCUGA